This is a messenger RNA of Ricinus communis (castor bean), 2423 nucleotides long. Its product is annotated as CSC1-like protein At3g54510. NCBI's taxonomy places the organism in Eukaryota, Viridiplantae, Streptophyta, Magnoliopsida, Malpighiales, Euphorbiaceae. The transcript has 10 exons. Gene Ontology annotation, molecular function: calcium-activated cation channel activity. The coding region runs from base 167 to 2314 and encodes 715 amino acids. The record is from RefSeq and is a predicted model, not a curated record. Gene Ontology annotation, cellular component: plasma membrane.
UGUUACAGCGGCCCACUCGAAACUUCGGCCGAAACAGUAUACGCCCAUCACUUCUCCUUCUUUACAUGCAACCUCGCCACGUAUUCCGAAACUUGGCGCUCUUUCUCUGCUUCAUCGCCUACCUCUCUCUUUCUCUCUCUAUCUUUCUCAGAAGAAAGAAGUGAAAAUGAAGCCAGAAAGCCUUGCUGCAUCAGCAGGAAUUAAUUUUGGACUAGCUUUGAUAGUUCUUUCGCUCUUCUCCAUCUUCAGGAAACAACCUUCUAAUGCUCUAAUAUACUACUCCCGUCGUCUCUCUAAAGGACACCGCGUUCCCUUCGAUCACUCUUUCACUUUCUCCCGUUUUCUCCCUUCUGUUUCUUGGAUUCCUCGCGCCUUUCGUGUUACUGAAGAUGAAAUACUCCAAACCAGUGGUCUCGAUGCACUCCUCAUUAUCAGACUCUUUAAGUUUGGUAUUAAGUUUUUUGGAGUUUCGUCGAUCAUCGGAUUGGUGGUACUUCUUCCUGUUAAUUAUGGUGGUCAAGAUGAACCAUCAAAAGUCUACCAUACCAUGGAUUCUUUUACUAUUUCCAAUGUUUGUAGAGGUUCCAACAGGCUUUGGGUCCAUUUCACAUGCUUGUGGGUUGUUUCUUUCUAUGGAUUAUACCUAUUGUACAAGGAAUAUAAUGAAGUUUUAAUCAAAAGGAUCCAACAAAUUCGGGACUUCAGACAUCGACCCGAGCAGUUCACUGUUCUUGUUCGACAAAUUCCUUUGUGUGUUGAACACAACGCUCUUGGGUGUUCUGUUGGUCAUUUUUUCUCUAAAUAUCACCCUGCAAGUUAUCAUUCUCAUCAAAUGUUAUAUGAUGCAAAAGAAAUUGAAAAUCUGCUGAAACAGGCAAAAUAUCUGACAGAAAAGAUUGAGGGUUUGCGAGGGAGGUCCACAGUCAAGAAGCACGGCAAAGAAUGCUUACUUGUAGACACAUCUGGAGUAGAUGCUCUGAAAAUUACCCUGCUUGAGGAAAAGGUUCAAGAAAUUUAUCAUGAUAUUCGCCAAUCACAGGGUGAAAUAAUGCUGAAGGGGAAGGAGUUGCCUGUUGCCUUUGCCACCUUCAAGUCCCGAUCUGGUGCUGCAUUAGUUGCUCAAUCUCAGCAGCACUCAAAUCCACUUCUAUGGAUCACUGAAAUGGCUCCAGAACCGAGAGAUGUCUCAUGGAGAAGACUGGCAAUUCCAUAUAAAUAUCUGCCAAUUUACAAAAUUGGAGUCAUUGUUUCAGCAUCACUCCUUACAAUUUUCUUUGCAGUCCCAGUUACAGCUGUUCAAGGAAUAGCCAAAUUUGAGAAAUUAAAGAAAUGGUUCCCUCCAGCCAUGGCCAUAGAGCUGAUACCAGGAUUAAGUUCUAUUGUAACAGGUUAUCUUCCAAGUGCUGUUCUCAAAGGAUUUAUAUACGUUGUUCCCUUUGCAAUGUUUGGCAUGGCUCGAGUAGGUGGUUCAAUCUCAAAGAGCAAGGCAGAGAUCAAAGCUUGCAAUAUGGUUUUCUAUUUUCUAGUGGGAAAUGUAUUCUUUUUGAGCUUGAUAUCAGGGUCCUUACUCGAUGAAAUUGGAGAAUACUUAUCUCAUCCUAAGAAUUUUCCUAGUCAUCUUGCCAGUUCUGUUUCAGCACAAGCUGAUUUCUUUAUGACAUACAUCUUAACAGAUGGCCUAUCAGGAUUUUCAUUGGAGAUCCUUCAGCCUGGAAUGCUCUUAUGGGAUUCUAUAAUGUUGCAUACAUGUGGACGAGGAAAGGAAGAAAAUCCUUAUCUUUUUUCUUUACCCUACUUUAGAAUCAUCCCUUCAGUAGCUCUGUCAAUGCUCAUUGGCAUGGUAUAUGCAGUUGUCUCACCGUUGCUACUUCCGUUGCUUGUUGGCUAUUUAUGUCUAGGCUACAUUGUGUAUGUCAAUCAGAUUGAAAAUGUAUAUGAAACUGUUUACGAGACGUCUGGGCUAUACUGGCCCUACAUUCAUCACUACAUAUUUGUCGGGAUCAUCCUUAUGCAGAUCACCAUGAUUGGCCUUUUCGGACUGAAGUCAAAACCGGCUGCUUCCAUAGCCACAAUCCUUCUGCUAUUGAUGACUAUAGCAUUCAAUGAGUACUGCAAGAUCCGUUUUCUUCCUACAUUUGGUCAUUAUUCUAUCCAGGAUGCUGUUGAGCAUGAUGAACUAGAUGAUAAGAAUGGUGAAUUGGAAAUUAAAUGUGAGUACGCCAGCAAUGCUUAUCGUCCACCUAGUUUGCGGCCUGUUAACUUGAUGAUAUCACUAUCAGAGUCGAGCCUCACGCAGCCAUUAGCUUCAUUAUGAUUUUAAAUUGAAGAAUCUUUGCAAUCUCAUUUGUUCUCUUUUUGUACAUUUAGUCUGAAAGUUUGAACUCUUCACAAAGUAAUAAUAAUAUUUCGAUGUAAUCACCCAA